CUCGCCUCCUCCUUAAACGCUGGUCGUGGAGGGGUCCCAUACAACAUAGCAGCCACCUAGCUCCGUCGCGUCCACCAGGAGCAGAUCCUUCCCCAUCCACGGUCAUUGUCGAACAUCAUUCGUGUGCCCAGAGACCAUCCUGAGCCCCCUACCUUGUCUGGGAGCUCCGGAAUGCCUCUCUGAGCAAUCCUACCGGAGUAAUUGGACCAACACGUCCAGAAUCAGCCGCACCAUGGUCAUAUUCUCCACCUCCGACCACACACCUCCGCGCCUCGAUCUCCUGCUCCGGCGAACCUCUGCACCUCGCAUCUUGUCCCUGGGCUUCAACAUGUCCUCCUGAUGCCUCCGCCCCCAACGUCGACAAGCAGCGGAGCCCCGAGCCCUCUUCCCCGCCACGGCAUGCUCUGUCCUCUGCCGCCGCUGCCGAGACGCCGCUACAGUCCACCUCAUCGCAUCCUAGCACGCUUACGUGCUCAAGGAAGAGCUGUGCGAGCUCGCAGCCGGGAUGGAGGCGUCUGGCCCGCCGUUCCUCUGGUCACUGCUCCGGCUUGCCCAUGGCGUGAUUCACCUUCUGAAGCGACCAAAGGAAGAACGCACUGACGGUGCUGGAUGGAAUACCCCGUAGAAGAAAUGUUGCGAAGAAGAUGACCGUCUAGUCAUUGACAGGUGAGGCCCGCGUCUCAUUUGCCACAUCGGUCAGUCAAAGUUUUUGGUCUUCGCCUCAUCAGCCUUACAGAUGGGCCCAACUGGUCAGGUUCGUUGUUUUCGCGACGUUAUCCUACAAUCAGUGCUCCACGUUACACAUUAGUCACAUUUUUAAUGGGUUUUUUUUUUUGCCGUGCGUUGGUGCAAGUGUAUCACUCGUUUUUCUUCUCUUUUUAAAGGAAUAUCACUCGUUCACUUUCUCCGUUCUGCCGUUCACAGCUUCAUUUAACUACUGAAGUGGUCAUUCCGGACUCCGGGUUAUUCCUACUUUAUCAUCUGAUGACCCAAACACCUCAUUUCCCUUGUAUUCCAAAGGAGACAAAACGAAGGAAAGAUGAGAGGAGCAGCAUCAACCAGCCGACGAAAAGGAAAAAAGGAAAACGAAAUAAGAGCAGCCUAUGUGACCUGUAGGACGGCACCGAAGGCCUCAGUCCCAACCACCGCCACCUUCCUCAAUCCCAAAAAUUCGUUGCUUUCCAGACAAGCACGCACAGGUCAAUUUCUUCGAGAAUUUCAGACUUUCAGCAGCAUCAGAUCGAGUACCCCCUCUCACUCUCAGCAGCGGGCAAGGUAGCAUAGCAGCUGGUGGAAGCAUCUCAUCUCAUCUCAUGAUCGAUCCCCUUCUCCACCCUCCCUCCCCCACUUUCACAUUCCCCAACACCUGUAAAGCAGCAGAGCACCAAGCUGCAAGCAGAGACUGUCACAGACAGGAUAGCCACUCAUCUCCUGCCUUCGCUUCUCUCAUCUCCCUCGCCACAAUUCGUCGGACCAGAAACUCAUGCAGAUCCUCUCCCUGCUCUCCCGGUUCUAGAACUUGGCAGGCUCACGAUGCUCUGACGGGACAGAGAUUUGCUCGUCUCAUCUCAUCUCUGUUCCCUGUGAUUCUUCUCCGUCUUCUUGGUCGUCCGGUCAUCUACUGAGCUUCUGUCUUCCAUGGCCGCAAUGUUCAAUCCUCCUCCGGCUCCAAUGGCUCUUGGGCCGCAGCCGACGUGGAUGCCCUACGAGCCGACGAGGGAUUGCUCCCAGGGCCUGUGCAGCAUGUACUGCCCGCAGUGGUGCUACUUCAUCUUCCCGCCCCCGCCGCCGGUUUUCGAUAUCGCCGGGCCCAGCGGCGACGGCGACGGCGACGACUCCUCCGGCCCCGCCUUCUCGCCCCUCGUCAUCGCCAUCAUCGGGGUGCUCGCCAGCGCCUUCCUCCUCGUCAGUUACUACACCAUCAUCUCCAAGUACUGCGGCACCUUCAGUUCCCUGCGGAACAGGCUCUUUGGCUCCGGCGCCGGCCGCGGCGGCGGCGGGGGCGGUGGGGACGGCCGGGGCGAUUCCAGGAGCCAGGAGGAGUGGGAGGUCUCGCCCUCGGACGGGAUGGACGAGACGCUGAUCAGCAAGAUCACCGUGUGCAAGUACAAGCGCGGCGACGGGUUCGUCGACUCCACCGACUGCUCCGUCUGCCUGGGCGAGUUCCAGGACGGCGAGAGCCUGCGGCUGCUGCCCAAGUGCAGCCACGCCUUCCACUUGCCGUGCAUCGACACCUGGCUCAAGUCGCACUCCAAUUGCCCGCUCUGCCGCUGCAACAUCGCAUUCGUCGCCGUCGGCAUGGUUUCCCCGGAGCCGGAGGGCCGUGCUGCGCCACUGGAGGACCGGAGGGGCAGCCACGAAUUCGCUCUGACGAUCGACGACUACUCCUCCGGGCAAGUGCGCGAAGAGCCACAGACCGUGCCGAGCAGCAACGGCGGCGGCAAUCAGGAAGCGAAGGAUCGUCCGGGGAGAUCCGAGGUGGCCAAUGACGCAGUGGUCGAGAUCAGAGAGGACGGCGCCGUCCCGCCGGUCCCGGCCAGUGCGCCGCCUCCGAUGCCGGACACGCAGCGUGAAGCCCGCAUGUCCAUUGCCGACGUGUUGCAGGCCAGCCCAGAAGACGAGCGUACGGUGGGCAGGGAGGGCGGCCUCCUGCAGGCAGGCUCCUCGAGGCGGUGCCACGGGGAGCACAGCAAGGAUGGCGGCGGCCGAGCACCGCCGGAUGCACCGACGAAGAAGCUGCCGCCGGCUGGCAGGUCGUGCUUCAGCGGCAAGGGUGGCGGCAGAGGGAAGGAUUCAGGCCCUCCAGUGUAAUUUGAGGCGAUGAUGUUUCAGACAUUCUUCUUCUUCUUGCAUUAACCAUUAGAACACUUGACCGUGAUGAUACUUUUCCGUCGUGUGCUUCCGGUGGAGAUCACGUCGCCAGCCGAAUGAAAAUCUGGAGAUUUCUUCUUCGUCGUUAUGAUCUCUACUUACGAAUCGACAGCACGCUGCACAAAUCCUCUCUGUGCAACUGCAAUGGCUGCACCUGCUGACUGGUGAGAGAUCCUGCACCUGGUUGGUGAUUGUGCAACUCUGUUAGAUAAAGUGUAUAGGAAAUGAUUUCUUUCUCUUAUUCUUCCAUGUUGCCUCUCCUCUCUUCUCUACACGAUUGGAUUCUGCUCCAGGGCAUUCUCUCUGGAUUAGUGAGUUAACUAUAUCUCAUUAGGCAAAGUACUUUGUUUGCAAUGGGGAGUGUGGCCGUUUCACCUUUUGUCG
Triticum dicoccoides is the source of this 3255-nucleotide messenger RNA. Its product is annotated as E3 ubiquitin-protein ligase Os04g0590900-like. Gene Ontology annotation, biological process: protein ubiquitination. The record is from RefSeq and is a predicted model, not a curated record. Lineage: Eukaryota; Viridiplantae; Streptophyta; Magnoliopsida; Poales; Poaceae. The transcript has 2 exons. Bases 1639 to 2811 code for a protein of 390 amino acids. Gene Ontology annotation, molecular function: transferase activity.